This is a messenger RNA of Folsomia candida, 1602 nucleotides long. RefSeq lists its product as uncharacterized. The transcript is spliced from 4 exons. The record is from RefSeq and is a predicted model, not a curated record. NCBI's taxonomy places the organism in Eukaryota, Metazoa, Arthropoda, Collembola, Entomobryomorpha, Isotomidae. The coding region runs from base 16 to 1533 and encodes 505 amino acids.
AAUUGUUAUACCACAAUGAAGCGGAGCAUUGAAUUAGAGCAACCCUCCGACUCUGACGAGGAGGAAUAUGAGGAAAUGUCGACACAGAAGUUGAAGAAGAUAAUCGAUGAGGGCGGAUUGUCCCAAACAACAACGACCCAACUAUUGGGUAUCUUUGUCAAGAAAGUUGACGAAAGGGAUGCAAAGUUGGCUGGCAAAGCUGUUCAAUCGACUUCUGGUACUGAUGUCCCAACCUCACGUUUAAAGGCAGUAAGGGAUGCAGUUAAGGCACGGAUUUCAUUUGAGGGGAAAGAUGAAGACAUGGUCCAAGAUCCUGGUUUCAAACAGGCUAUGGAAUCGCUAAAAGAGAAUCCCAUCACAACAAUGUUCAAGGGAGUCAUUCUCCCCGUUUUAUGGGAUAUAAAGCGCUCCAGAUUGGGAUUCCAUGACCCCACCCCCUUUAAAAAAUGUCCAAGAGGGAAUGAUGUUUACAAAUGCCAAGUUGAUUUCUGUUGGAUAGAUGAGAAGUCGCCAAAAUGGAACUACUGUGUGACCCAUUCCAGUAGCCAAAUCUACUUCGUUCAAGAUAUUACAAGUAAUACCACCACCGUCGCGAUCAUACACCCACAGGUUUCAAAAAUUAAUGGUUAUACGGACAAGGAAUUGAAUAAGUAUUCUAAAUCUGCAACUGCUAAGACGCACGCGAUCUCCGUCUACAACUAUAUGGAGUUGAACAAAAAGGCUGAUCUCCGCUCGUUCCAAAACCUGAAUUAUUCGACGGAAAGUUUGUUGGCAGGGGAAGGAAAUCAUCAUAACAAGGUGGCCAUGAGUAUGAUGACAAUGAUGCACAACUCCGUCUGUCAUGUGGAAGAUCGGGUGAAAUUCAUCAAUCAAGAGAUUAUCUUUCGGAAUAGUGAUGGAUUUCAAAAGGACUUUUUCGAAAAGUUGCGAAAAGUACUUGAACUAAACAAGUUUAUAUUUAAAAUCACGGGUGAGAAAAAGUCUACGACAAUUCUGCCACAGUCCCUGGUUCCAACAGUUUCCUACCCAAAACUGCCCAGUUCAUACCUUGCUCGCGACAACAACACUGGAGAAAUAUAUUCCGGGCUAAGAUAUGGGAUGGAGAGGGGGAGGGGUGUUGCAUCAAUAGGCCAUAAAAGAUCCAAGAAGACAGGGCUGACUGGGUUCGAUAAGAGCCAAAUAAAACGGAUUUAUCAAUUUGCUCACCCCCGUGCUGAUCUAAUAAAGGAUAACAACUCUUAUACGAGAUUCUCAGUGGAUGAGAAAAAUAUCCAUGAAGAAAUGAAAAUACAAGCACACCGCAUUGAAACACUUGGACACAUCUCGUCACUAUUCGCCCAGAUGCUUGGACUGAAGAUCAACGGUCAUGAUAUUAUUUUCUUGUGUCAGAAGUAUCAGCAUUUUGAUGAUUCAUUUUCAGAAGUAUUGUUGAAUGAAGUAUUUGGUUAUAUGUACGGAGAAGUAUUGGCAAUAGAUAUCCCCAUUGUGGCCAAGGAUGAUAAAGGGGAGCUCAUUUGGAAAUUUCUCAUGUAAUUAGUUGAUCUAUUUUAUGCUAAACAUUGUUAUUAAAUAAAAAUUGCUUUAUUCUUCACUUACCUGCAA